Danaus chrysippus (African queen) is the source of this 690-nucleotide messenger RNA. The record is from the annotation of a GenBank genome assembly. Lineage: Eukaryota; Metazoa; Arthropoda; Insecta; Lepidoptera; Nymphalidae.
AUGGUUUCAAGCGUUCGUCUCCGUCACCAUCUCGAUGCUCAGUUUCGGAGUGACAGUCGGGUCUUCAGACAGCCUCGUGUCAUUCAAGUUAACCGAGACGCAGCUACAAUGAUGGACGAUGAAGCCAGUGUCAGCGGCAUGGGCAAUGUCACUGAACCUCCUUGCUCCUCAGAUUUCGAAUCUAACGUAAAUCAGUCGACACAUUUUCGAUCUCGAACAUUCAGUGAUGGCUUCAUUAGAAACACAAGCCUCGAAUUGUUACUGGGUGUUGAUUGCGAGGCCUGUCUGGCACUCGCUGCACAACAACAUUGCAUCAAUGAACCCAAUACGGAACAGGAUUUUGAUUUGUGCUAUGACCGGCUUCGUACAUCCAACAUCGAUACAUCACAAAAAAACGUUAAAGGAAGAAAUUUUGAUAUAAACGACGAACUAAUGCCGAGGAACCCACCUUUGGUGAAAUAUUCAACACUUGAUAAUCGAAGCAGGUGUCGAAGUUUGACAGCAUGGCAUCGUCGAUGGUGUUGCGUGGCCAUACUUGUGUUGGUAGCGGGCACGGCCUGCGUCGCCGGACCGCUUGCUCUUAGGGCUCCUCCUGGUGCACCCUUACACGAAGACUCGUCCGCCUCGCAGAAAGAUUACUACACGACACCCCACUUAUUGAUGGACAUAACGAUCUACCGUGGAAUAUAA